CGUACCAAGGAGGAGAUGUCCAAAGAGCAGCUGGAAGAACACAUUGUGCGUCUCAGAGAGGAGCUGGAUAGAGAGAGGGAGGAGAGAAACUACUUUCAGCUGGAGAGGGACAAGAUUCACACCUUUUGGGAGAUCACAGACAGACAGCUACAGGAGGUGAAGGCUCAACAGAAAAACAUAGAUAAGGACAUAGAAGAGGAUGAGCAGCGCCAUCAAGUAGAGAUCAAGGUGUAUAAGCAGAAGAUGAAGCACCUCCUGUGUGAACACCAGAACACAAUCUCUGAGUUAAAAGCAGGUGGUUUAGUCUCCACUGAGGUCGUGCAGAAAGAGCAAGAACAAUUAGAGACUGAGCUUCAUAAGGAAAUGAGGGCCAUCAUGGUAGACAUGCAGGAACUUGACAAUGAAAACCUUGUCAAGGAGCUUGAACUGAAACAUGAUGAAGAAAUGACUAAAACAAGGAACAGCUUUGAGAAGCAGCUCGUGGAAAUUAAAGCCAAGUAUGAGAAAAAAGUGGAGUUGCUGCCACAAGAGCUGGACAACAUGAGGAAAAUUAAGAUGAGAGAGACAGAGGAUCAAUGGAACAGGCACAUCGCCACUCUUAUAGAAGACCACAACAAAGCUUUGAGUGAAGCUAACGCACUCCAUAAUUGCAUACAGCAGGAUGUGAAUGAGAUUGAAUCAUCAAAGACAGAAAUAACAGACAGGAAGAUGAAACAGGAGGAGAGUGAAAAAGACCUGGUCCAUGUUUUGAAGGAAAAGAAACGUCUUGUUGAGCUUCUCUCAAAAGCCGAGGAGGAAAACGCUGAACUUGUGAUGAAAAUGAAGUACCAAAUUAAAAAGGAUGUGAGUGAAAAGGUCAAGUUAAAGGAGCUAAGUGAUCUGAAAUGGGAUUAUGAGGCACUGGAACAGAAAUUAAGCAAGCUUCAGCUGGAAAGGGAUGAGCUGUAUAAGACAUUCACUCAGAAUAUUCAGAAUGUGCAACAUAAAGCAGGCAUGAGGAGCGUACUGCUGGAAAGGAAGCUGAAAACUCUGACAGACAGUCUGGAGAAGACACAGGCUCAGCUCUGCUCUGUGCUUUCUGCCUCAAACAUGGACCAAACUGCUCUUGGUGGGGUCACAAACAAAAUUGAGGAAGAUAUCGACUCCUUUAAUAGUUCCAUCAAGAACUUGAAGAUAAAAAAAGCGCAGAUUUCCAAGGCCUGCAAGGAUUUGCUGCUGGCCUAUGAAGCAAAGCAAAGGGCUCUUGGUGUCCCUGUGGAGGAGCUUUGUGUAAAGCCCUUUAAGAGCAAUCUUGCUCGGAAAAGUCUGGAAAAGCACUUGGAUCUUGGGUUUACUCCAGAAUGA
Molecule: messenger RNA, 1344 nt
Organism: Chelmon rostratus (copperband butterflyfish)
Lineage: Eukaryota; Metazoa; Chordata; Actinopteri; Chaetodontiformes; Chaetodontidae
Gene: drc4
Product: growth arrest-specific 8
Exons: 10
Coding region: 16-1344 (442 amino acids)
Biological process (GO): flagellated sperm motility
Cellular component (GO): motile cilium; microtubule; Golgi apparatus
Molecular function (GO): microtubule binding; small GTPase binding
Source: RefSeq, a predicted model, not a curated record